Molecule: messenger RNA, 1709 nt
Organism: Brienomyrus brachyistius
Lineage: Eukaryota; Metazoa; Chordata; Actinopteri; Osteoglossiformes; Mormyridae
Product: cyclin-O protein B
Exons: 3
Coding region: 112-1326 (404 amino acids)
Biological process (GO): regulation of cyclin-dependent protein serine/threonine kinase activity; mitotic cell cycle phase transition
Cellular component (GO): centrosome; nucleus; cyclin-dependent protein kinase holoenzyme complex
Molecular function (GO): cyclin-dependent protein serine/threonine kinase regulator activity
Source: RefSeq, a predicted model, not a curated record
CUGCCAAUCAGAAGACAGCGAUGUGAUGUCAAUAAACGCAUGUGAUAUCUUGCUCGAGUUCACAGACUGGCAGUUCGGGAGCACCAGUAAGGGUGACAGUACUUGUGCAAGAUGGUCGCCUUUACACACGGAGAUGGUAGUACAGAAGUAAACAAGUCUGGCAUUUUUAAAAGGAAGAGAGAGCCAAAUUCCCCAGAAAAAGACGACGUAACGCCGGAGGACCGGCGUGAAGCAGUAGUUAUAAACUGCGCAAUUAUGUGCGCUCCAGUAAAAAAGCCCAGGUGUUUCAGGCAUCGCGAGCAAAAAAUCGAGUCCACGUUGAACGAUUCGGGGUUUGAAGAAUAUCUCUUCCUAAGUCCCAGUCUUUCCGAGGGUUUGAUAUAUCACUGUACGCAGCCGGAUGUUCAGACCUCGGACCGGCUGUUAGCAGACUGGCAGAAUUUCUUGGACUAUGGGGAGAGCUGCUACAACAUUCAGAAACUUAACGAAACCGAUUUCAUACCUAUUAAUUAUAUGUCUCGUCAACCGCAGGUCACAGCAGAAGCGCGUUGCAGAUUGGUGAGCUGGUUGAUUCCCGUUCAUAGAUACUUCAGACUGUCGUUUGAGUCCUGCUGCCUCGCCGUGAAUAUUAUGGACCGCUUCCUCUCCACCACCCCGGUGGCGUCGGACUGUUUCCAGCUGCUGGGGAUCACAUGUCUGCUAAUCGCCAGCAAACUGGUUGAGGUCUACUCACCUCAGAUUAAACAGCUUCUUGCCCUGUGCUGCAAUGCUUUCACAAAAGAUCAGCUCUGUAACCUGGAGUGCAUAAUCUUAAUCAGACUGAAGUUCAGGCUGGCAGCUCCAACAGUGGCCUUCUUCCUUGAUUAUUAUACAAACCUGCAGCUUGCAGCUCAGACUUCUGCAGAGCAGAGUCCUGCUGGUCACAGAGAGGAGACUGAAAGGCAGGUAUUCACAGGUAUGGAUUCUGGAGGAGAGUUGAACAAUCCGUUCCCCUCGGGUACAGGUGAGGAGGUGGAGGGUCCCUGUGCCACAGGUGUGGGAGAAGACGUCAGGCAGAGCCACAGUAUGGCCGCAAAGAGUAAAAUCCUGGCAAGGACAAUAUGUGAACUGAGCCUGGCUGACUAUGCUUUCGUCAGGUACCCUCCGUCAGUCCUGGCACAGUGUGCCGUAAAGCUGGCAGAGCACUUGCUGGGAAGAAGGCAGCAAUGGGACUCAAAACCAGAAGAACAAAGUAUGGAUCCCACUUUGCACCAUGAGUGUGGUGACAACAUGAAGCUUCUGGUGUCCCUCAACCAGGAAGUCCUGCACACCAUGUCUGGGUUUUGACAUCAUAGGAAGCCCAUUGACUAGUGUCCCUUCAUUUCAGCAGUUUAUUUAUUGACUGUAAUACCUAUAAUUUAUUCACUAAUUAUGUUCAUAUUGUAUGGAUGAAUUUUUUUCUCCCACAAAUGCAUUAUAUACUACACAAAUCUUCUGAGAAGAGCAAUGAGAAGUAUUAUUUAAUGCAGUGUUCUGUAACCCUGGCUAGUGUUUGACUAGUCUUUUUUUAUUGUUUAUGUUGAUCUGGAGACUGGCUGCCUCGAGAUCAUUGUUGCAAAGCAAAAUUCAAAUAAACUCUGUGAACAUCAGUACAGUGCGCAUUUUGAAUGUAAAAAAAUGAAUGUGAUGACAGAGAAUUUCAAUAAAACAUCUCAUAAGCAAAAAUAAAA